AUGUUGGAAGUAAGUUUCUUGAUGUUUGUCUGAUUCCAUUUAUUUUCUUAAACUCUUUAAUCUCUAUUAAAACAUUUAGAUUUGAGAUAAUUUACUUUCCAAAAAUAUUGUUAUAUAUUGAUUUUGAAAGAGCCUUCUUUCAACAGUUUAUUUAAUCAAAAUGUUAAAUUGCAGGCAUUUUUUGUAUGUUUUAUUUGUAUGAUUGCAGGACUAUAUAACUCUUAUUCUGGUAUGAUAACUAUAAUAUGUGUUAUUGUAGUCAUCAGUGCAUUGUGUUCAUGAUAGCCACAAGGGGUCUCUGUUAUGUUUGUAUCCAACCUCUUGGAUUCUGCAAAAUACUACAAAUAUGAGUAUUCUGAUGAGAAACGAUCCUAGAAAUAUAUAUGUAUGACAAAGUAAUGCUAAAGUUAAACACGUCAUACUUAAAUGCUUUCUGCUUGUAUACUUUAUACUUGUAAUCUGCUUUCCUAUCACACUAAUGUUUGUGUUUUCUUCACGUCUUUUAGCAAUCUAAUCUAAAGUACUUUGUUUUGAUGUAGUUGAUGUGUUCUGUUUGUUCCAGUUAACAGUUCCCCAACCCGUCCUUCCCCACUCUAGUGAGGAGCUGUCCAGUAAGUCAACAGCCACACUGACGUGUCUGGCCAACAAGGGCUUCCCCUCAGACUGGACCAUGAGCUGGAAAGUGGACGGGACCAGCAAGAAGCAGGAGGCCAGUCCCAGGGUCCAGGAGAAGGACGGCCUGUACAGCUGGAGCAGCACACUGACUCUCACUGCCCAGGAAUGGACCAAGGCAGGAGAGGUGACCUGUGAAGCCCAGCAGAAAUCCCAGACUCCAGUCACCAAGACCCUGAGGAGGGCUGACUGUUCUGGGUAG
Molecule: messenger RNA, 874 nt
Organism: Coregonus sp. 'balchen'
Lineage: Eukaryota; Metazoa; Chordata; Actinopteri; Salmoniformes; Salmonidae
Source: the annotation of a GenBank genome assembly